Messenger RNA from Trichoderma asperellum CBS 433.97, 1013 nucleotides. RefSeq lists its product as uncharacterized. Gene Ontology annotation, molecular function: omega-amidase activity. Gene Ontology annotation, biological process: oxaloacetate metabolic process; L-glutamine metabolic process. Gene Ontology annotation, cellular component: mitochondrion. The record is from RefSeq and is a predicted model, not a curated record. Lineage: Eukaryota; Fungi; Ascomycota; Sordariomycetes; Hypocreales; Hypocreaceae.
CUGGAUCUUGAUUAGUAUCCCAGUCCUGGGUUCGCUACGAGCUUCUAAUCAGAUAUCCUCCCUCAUCCAAGAUGGCAUCAGUCGUUCGCAGUAUUCUCAAGAAGCCUGUUAAGAUUUCACUCAUACAGCUUCUUUCUGGCACCGACAAGGCUGCGAAUCUGAAGCAUGCGGCUUCACAAGUAGCGAAGGCGGCCUCGGGAGGCUCCAAGAUUGUCGUUCUUCCAGAAUGCUUCAACUCACCAUACGGAACCGAACAUUUUCCAAAAUAUGCAGAGCCAUUGUUGCCUUUACCACCGGUCAAAGAGGAGGCUCCCUCUUAUUAUGCUUUGUCGGCAAUGGCAGCAGAAAAUAAGGUGUAUCUCGUUGGAGGCUCGAUCCCUGAGCUCAACUCAUCCACCAAACAGCACUACAACACCUGUCUCAUAUUUGGACCCGAUGGAGCCUUAUUGUCAAUGCAUCGCAAGACGCAUCUAUUUGAUAUUGAUAUCCCAGGCAAAGUCACGUUUCGGGAGUCAGAAGUUCUUAGCCCUGGCAACAAAGUCACAUUAGUUGACCUUCCCGAAUAUGGAAAGAUUGCCAUUGCCAUUUGCUACGAUAUCCGGUUUCCAGAGCUUGCUACCAUUGCCGCUCGAAAGGGGGCUUUUGCUCUAAUCUAUCCUGGCGCAUUCAACCUCGUAACGGGCGCUCUUCACUGGAAACUGCUGGCGCAGGCCCGAGCUGUUGACAACCAGAUUUACGUUGGCAUGUGCAGCCCUGCCCGCGUAUUACAUUCUUCAUAUCCCGCCUGGGGCCACAGCAUGAUUCUUGAUCCAAUGGCUACCGUGUUAGCUGAGGCGCAAGAGGAUGAGGCUAUUAUUGAGAGCGAGUUGAACGAGGAAAAGAUUUUAGAGACACGCAGAAAUAUUCCUUUGGAGACGCAACGCAGAUUCGAUGUUUACCCUGAUGUAAGCGUGGGAAAUGUAGCAUAUGAGGAGCCAGAUUUGGUUGGCCAAAUUCGCAACUAGAGCAAUCGG